UUAUUAGUUGCAAUAUUUUACUUACUGGGGAAGAUAAAACAGGUUGAGCAAAUCACUUAUCAGAGGGAGAAAGAUGUAGUUGAUCAAGAACAGGUGCUUGACCUAAACCAAACGCUAACGGCAAACCUUGCCUUGCAACCCGAAAACACCGUCUGCUAUGAUGAUCUGGGCUGCAUCACCCGUUUCUCUUUUUCUGACCCGUUGCCAUGGCCGAUUAAUUUAUUGCCAGAGGCAAGAGAAAAGAUCGAUACUCAUUUCACACUCUACACAAGAGAAGUCCCCAAUCCACAGCCUCCAAUUCGAAUAUCAGCUGAUGACCCAAAUACGAUUUCUGCAACGACCUUCAAAGCGACUCGUCUCACAAAAUUCGUCGUCCAUGGCUGGCUUAGUACUGGCUAUGACGACAUCACUCAGGAAUUUUUGCAAAGCCUGUUGAACAAGGGGGAUUUCAAUGUGAUUUGCAUUCAUUGGGGUGGAGGUUCGUCUACUUCUUAUUUCCAAGCGCAUGCCAACACUCGCCUAGUCGGUCUGGAAAUUGCUCUACUUGUCAACACAAUGGUGGAGAAACUUAAAGUCAAGGCCACCGACGUUCAUUUGAUUGGCCACAGUCUAGGUGCACAUACUUCAGGCUACGCCGGAGAAAAGAUUCCUAAUUUGGGGCAGAUCACAGGUCUGGAUCCUGCCGGACCAUAUUUCCGUAGAAUGCCCUCGUUUGCUCGUUUAGAUUACACCGAUGCUCAAUUUGUUGAUGGCGUCCACACUGACGGUGGUUUCAUAGGUAUUUACGAACCUGUGGGUCACUUAGAUUUCUAUCCUAACGGCGGUAGAAACCAGCCCGGAUGUCCAACUUCCGAGUGGUCAUAUUUUUGUCAUCCUUUUUCAAUUCUAUCAGAUAUCACUGCAUGCGAUCCCUUGCGUGCAGUUCAUUACUACAGCUCAUCAUUGAAGGACACCUGUCAAACUGUUGGAUACGAAUGCUCUGAUUAUGAAUCCUACAAUAACGGCGAAUGUACAUCAUGCGGAUCAGACAAUACCAGGUGUGCCCCAUUUGGACUGGAUGCUAUUAAGUAUCCAUCGCGAGCCAGGGUUAAUGUCAAACUUUAUUUUAACACUGGCCAAGUUAUGCCGUAUUGCAAAUUCCAGUACAUCGUUUCUGUUAAAUUGGCUAAACCUCUUGUUGCCAAACCCACUGUUAAAGGCUUACUCCGAUUGUCUGUAAUCGGAGAAACAGACUACAUCCCAAAUUUUUCGUUGCCGAUGUCGGUUUUGGAGCAUGGCAAAGAUCACCGGAUUCUGAUGAGUUCCCCAUCUAGCCUGGGCCCAAUCAAAAAAGUAUUUCUUCACUGGAUAUACAUCCAUUUCGAUUUGCUAGAUCCCAGUUGCUUUUUUGGGAUCUGCAACAAAAGACUUUACGUCAAAAGCGUCACCGUAUCCUUGCUCAACAGUUAUCCGGAAUCGAACAAAAUCGCCAACACUUAUGUGAAUUGUCCACGUUAUUCACCUGCAGCCAUCCCCACUUUGCAAAGCAUGGAAUUUAGUACUGAAAACAGUUGCUCUUCAACUUCUCAGCUUCUAAACGUUAUCUGGAAUGCUGAACCUUGGAUUUUUUCCUAACGCUAGAAUUUUCAGGCGAGUUAAAACAAAUAAUUAAAAAUUUAAACAUAUUACCUUCAAGCUGAAAAGGCGUUACUGAAACGCAGUGUGAAAAUAAUAGAAUGUUUUUUAUUACAACAAAACAGAAUAAUCUUUUUAUUUAG
Molecule: messenger RNA, 1757 nt
Organism: Daphnia magna
Lineage: Eukaryota; Metazoa; Arthropoda; Branchiopoda; Diplostraca; Daphniidae
Product: pancreatic lipase-related protein 2
Exons: 10
Biological process (GO): lipid metabolic process
Molecular function (GO): triacylglycerol lipase activity
Source: RefSeq, a predicted model, not a curated record